Molecule: messenger RNA, 2719 nt
Organism: Dipodomys ordii (Ord's kangaroo rat)
Lineage: Eukaryota; Metazoa; Chordata; Mammalia; Rodentia; Heteromyidae
Product: zinc finger protein interacting with ribonucleoprotein K-like
Exons: 6
Coding region: 75-2618 (847 amino acids)
Biological process (GO): regulation of cytokine production; regulation of immune system process; negative regulation of transcription by RNA polymerase II
Cellular component (GO): nucleus
Molecular function (GO): DNA-binding transcription factor activity, RNA polymerase II-specific; RNA polymerase II cis-regulatory region sequence-specific DNA binding
Source: RefSeq, a predicted model, not a curated record
CGCGCCCCCCUGCGCGGCGACUGUGAUGGUGGCGGACUCGCCGGAGGACCGACUCAGGUUUCCAGGACCGCCGAAUGGACGCCGAUGGACUCCCGCAGGUGAGCUGCGCGUGCUCCAGGGCCGACCCCGCAUCUCGUCUCUGGCUUAGGAGGUUUACAGGAUUUGUCUCCAGACCUAGAGUCGUGAGAUCAAACGCAGGCGGUCACACCUCCGGCCGCAUGGACGGGCUCCGGUUUUUGGAAAGCAGUGCGAUCAGAUGUGGAAGGUGGUCCGGGCUUAGAUACCUGACAGGCAUUAGCUUGAAGGACUGUGUGACUUUCGAGGAUGUGGCCAUUUACUUCUCUGUGGAAGAGUGGGGGCUUCUUGAUGAGGCUCAGAGGCUCCUGUACCUUGGUGUGAUGCUAGAGACCUUUGCCCUCAUCACCUCCCUGGUAUGUUGGCACGGAGUAGAGAAUGAAGACACACCUUCUGAGCAGGUUUCUGUAGGAUUGUCACGAGUCAGGACUUCAAACACAGAUCCAUCUGGCCCAGAAGCUCAUCCCUGUGGAACAUGUAAUCCAGUCCUGCGAGGCUGUUUGCACCUGGCUGAUCAACCUGUGCAGAAGCCAUUCUUGCUUGGGGCAUGUGCAAAACUUCACCAGGACCAGAAUCGUCUCAAUUCAGAGAAAACUUGGCAAGAGGACAUAGACAACACUUCAUUCGUGAGGAGCUGCAGAUUCCCCAUGUCAGGAAAGGCUUCCGGGAGCCAGGAGGCUGGAAAGGACCUCCUGACCACAUUAGACUUUAUCCAACUCCAGGCCAUUUCCCAAGGUGAGAAGCUGUUGACAGGUGCUGAGGGAAAGGCAGCUUUUCAUACCCAAAUAAGCCAUUACAAGUGGGACCAGUGCGAAAGAGCAUCCAGGCAUGAGCAUACUCAUGUUUCCCACCCAAAAGUCUAUGCUGGAAAAAGGCUUUAUGAGUCUACCCAGUGGGAGGAAGGUUACCGUUGCAAGUUCUCACUCCAGAGAGGCCACAGUGGAGAAAGGCCUUACAAGUGCACUGAAUGUGGGAAAUCUUUUAGCCAAACCUCCCACUUGAAUGACCACCUCCGGAUCCACACUGGAGAAAGACCUUAUGAGUGUGGCCAAUGUAGGAAAUCAUUUAGCCAAAGAGCCACACUCAUUAAACAUUACAGAGUUCACACUGGAGAAAGGCCUUAUGAAUGUGGAGAGUGUGGGAAAUCCUUUAGCCAGAGCUCCAACCUCAUUGAACACUGCAGAAUUCACACUGGGGAGAGACCCUAUGAGUGUGGGGAGUGUGGAAAAGCUUUUGGGUCCAAAUCUACCCUGGUCCGGCACCAGAGAACUCACACAGGAGAAAAACCGUAUGAAUGUGCUGAAUGUGGGAAGUUUUUUACACAAAGUCAUAGUCUCCUCGAGCACCAGAUCAUUCACACUGGAGCAAGGCCUUUUGAGUGUAGCCAGUGUGGAAAAUCCUUCAGCCUAAAGUAUGGCCUCAUUCAACACCAGUUGAUUCACAGUGGAGCAAGGCCUUUUGAGUGUGACCAGUGUGGAAAAUCCUUUAGCCAAAGAACCACCCUCAACAAACACAACAAAGUUCACACCGCAGAAAGGGCUUACGAGUGUGGAGAGUGUGGAAAAGCUUUUAUGUUCAAAUCCAAACUUGUUCGACACCAGAGAACUCACACUGGAGAAAGGCCUUAUGAAUGCAGUGAAUGUGGGAAGUUCUUCAGACAAAGCUACACCCUUGUGGAACACCAGAAAAUUCACACUGGGUUAAGGCCUUAUGAGUGUGGCCAAUGUGGGAAAUCCUUUAUUCAAAAGUCAGGCCUCAUUCAACACCAGGUAGUCCACACUGGAGAAAGGCCUUACGAGUGUGGCAAAUGUGGGAAAUCUUUCACUCACUCCUACUCGCUUGACCAGCACCAGAGAGUCCACACCGGGGAGAGGCCAUGGGAGUGCCAUGACUGCGGGAAAUUCUUCAGCCAGACCUCCCACCUGAAUGACCACCGGAGGAUCCACACUGGAGAAAGGCCCUACGAGUGCAGCCAGUGUGGAAAGCUGUUCAGACAAAACUCUAGCCUUGUGGACCACCAGAAAAUUCACACUGGAGCAAGGCCCUACGAGUGUAGCCAGUGUGGGAAAUCUUUUAGUCAGAAAGCCACCCUUGUUAAGCACCAGAGGGUCCACACUGGGGAAAGGCCUUAUAAGUGUGCCGAAUGUGGGAAUUCUUUCAGCCAAAGUGCCAUUCUUAACCAGCACCGGAGGAUUCACACUGGAGCAAAGCCCUACGAGUGUGAGCAGUGCAGAAAAUCCUUUAGCCAGAAAGCUACCCUCAUUAAACACCAGAGAGUUCACACCGGAGAGAGGCCUUAUAAAUGUGGCGACUGUGGGAAGUCCUUCAGCCAGAGCUCCAUCCUAAUUCAGCACCGGAGAAUUCACACCGGAGCCAGGCCCUAUGAGUGUGGCCAGUGUGGGAAGUCCUUCAGCCAGAAGUCUGGCCUCAUUCAGCACCAGGUAGUUCACACUGGAGAAAGGCCCUACGAAUGUGACAUGUGUGGGAACUCCUUUAGCCAGUGCUCCAGCCUCAUUCACCACCAAAAGUGUCACAGUAUGUAGUGCCCCAUAAAAACAAAUGUGAAGGGCUAGGAGGGUGGCUCAGUGGUAGAGUGCUUGCCUCGCAUGCAUGAGGCCCUGGGUUCAAUUCCUCAGCACCACAU